AUGCCUUCUGUGUACGUGUCUGGUUAUACUGAUGCAGGAGGACAAGGCAUCUACUUGUACGAUUUUGACAAUGCGAGUGGCAACUUGACCGGUGGACGACUUGUGGCCAAGACACAACAACCAUCCUACUUCGUGAUCAAUGAAGCAACUGAGUCUCUGUACGCGUUACUUGAAGUGACCGAAUACAACAAUAUGAGCAAUACUGGAGCAGUGCAAGCAUUUCAUCGAGAUCCCAAAGACGGGUCAUUGACAGCUCUUAACACUGUGGCGACUGAAGGUGGUGCACCAUGUCAUGGCGUUAGUGAUCGUAACAAGUACCUUCAUGUGGCCAAUUAUAUGGGUGGUUCGGUGUCAUCAUUUGCCAUUGAAGAUCAAGGACGUAUCAGCCCGCUCGUGUCACUUUACAAGCACAAUGAUUCUGCCAGUGGUGGUGUACCUGAUCGUCAAGAAGCUCCACAUGCACACUCCAUUGAUAUGAUUGAUCCCGAUUGGGCUAUCUCUUGUGACCUGGGUACUGACUUGGCCGUUGUUUACAAGCACACCAACAAGGAUAAUGCUAUCCUCGAACGAUGCAGUGAAUUUCAAUUCCCCAAAGGUGCUGGACCUCGUCACGUCGCUAUCACAAAGGAUCAACAGCGUGUUUACGUGCUCACAGAGUUGUCAGUCGAAGUCUAUGCACUGGAAUUCAAGGAUGGUGUAUUAUCCAAGAUCGAUCAUCAGUCGGCUCGUCCAGAAGGAAACAUGGAUUUCGCAACCGGUGCUGAAAUUGCUCUCACCCCUGAUAAUCGAUUUUUAUAUGCAUCGUUACGUGAGAUCGAUCAAAUUGUCAUGUACAAGGUUGAUUCUGCCUCUGGUAAACUUACUCUUAUUGGACACGUGCCAUGCGGUGGUGUCCAUCCAAGGCAAUUUGUCAUUGAUCCUUCAGGCCAAUACCUUCUCUUGGGUAACAUGAAUUCCAAUACCAUUGUGGUCUUUUCGAUUGAUCAAACAACGGGUCAUCUCUCAGCUCUCCACACCAUUGAUCAUCCACAACCCACUUGUAUCCAAUUCUGGAAAUAG
Messenger RNA from Lichtheimia ornata, 1059 nucleotides. RefSeq lists its product as uncharacterized. Gene Ontology annotation, molecular function: 6-phosphogluconolactonase activity; protein binding. The transcript has 2 exons. Lineage: Eukaryota; Fungi; Mucoromycota; Mucoromycetes; Mucorales; Lichtheimiaceae. The coding region runs from base 1 to 1059 and encodes 352 amino acids. The record is from RefSeq and is a predicted model, not a curated record.